Cyprinus carpio (common carp) is the source of this 1298-nucleotide messenger RNA. RefSeq lists its product as uncharacterized. The coding region runs from base 600 to 1298 and encodes 232 amino acids. The record is from RefSeq and is a predicted model, not a curated record. NCBI's taxonomy places the organism in Eukaryota, Metazoa, Chordata, Actinopteri, Cypriniformes, Cyprinidae. The transcript is spliced from 3 exons.
UGCACCAAGAGCUUGUAACACUCCAAAGAGAAAGGAAAAAUUGAAAUCACAUCAUAUGACCCCUUUAAAAAGAGUUAAGUGCAAUAAGUUGCAGAAAACAACUCAUUGCCGUCUCAUCUUGGUGUCUGACACACCUGAAGCGCGCAUACAAGCUGCAUCUUGCACAGCGGGUGCUUCUCAAAUGAAAGGGUGCAUCCUACCGAGGCUGCAUCCUGCCUAGUUCAGUACUUCAGAGGCUUGUAGACUAGAGUCCUCCUCGGCAUUAAAUGCUAGAAUGAGACGCUGUAGUAAGUGCGUGUGGCUACGUCAUAUAUGUUUGCCCGCCCUCACCGUCAUAACACAAAUACACUAAUAAAACUUAGUUUUUAUAUCACAGCCCUAUUAGAACUUAAUUAAACUUACGACCCACCAUUUGAAAAGCGUGGUUUAGUGUCAAGUUUCAGUUAGGCUACAUUACAGUGCACAUAACUGUAAGUAUCAUAACCAUGUUCAUCUUCAUAAAAUUGAUUGCACAAAGCUUUCAGUUUCCUGUGGUCUGAUGUGUUACUUCCUAAUUCACCCAUUGUGUGAGUUUCGACUCUUUCCUCACACUCGCUGUAAUGGAGUUGUUCAUCUUCAUAGUGUUUCAGCUCCUGAUGGAGGUUCAGUCUUACAAUUCACUUCCGAAACCCAUCAUCAGUGUUAAUGUUGAUGAUGUCCAGCUCACCAUAUCAUGUGAAAUACCACUUUCAGUCAGAGCUGAUUUCAUCUGUAGUCUCUACACUGAGGAUGAUGUUCUUCUGUAUCAACGUGUCUCUCAGUGGAGUCAGUCUGGAAAGAAUCUUUGUAUGUUUUAUUUAAGUCGUAGUGAACUCUUCACACGAUCAGUGAACAGCAGACAGCUGAUCUGUGUUUAUUCACACAAGACUAAACUUGAGAUCAGAUCACCACGCAGUGACACAUACACCAUCAGAAACACAGUCACCAUCAGAGAUCUUCCUCAGGCCAAGUUGAGAGUGUCUGCUUCAGUUAUUCUGGAAACAGACACAGUUGAGCUGAGCUGUGAGAAUACUGAAGAUCUGAAGAUGCAAAAGUGUUUCUUCAACAUAAAUGGAAGAGAAAGAAACUCAAAACAGAGCUCAUCAUGUCAGCUCUCACUCACUGGAUCUCAGAUCAGUGUUUGGUCUGGAGGUCAGAGUUCAUCUGUGAGAAUAAGCUGCUUCUACACUGUGACUUUGUCACAAGUUCAAAAACCAUCUGCUCACUCUGAUCCAGUGACAGUAACAGUCCAGAGUGAGUCUGUUAAUAUACUCAUGUGA